Messenger RNA from Exophiala spinifera, 1686 nucleotides. RefSeq lists its product as uncharacterized. The record is from RefSeq and is a predicted model, not a curated record. Gene Ontology annotation, biological process: transmembrane transport; carbohydrate transport. Gene Ontology annotation, molecular function: carbohydrate:proton symporter activity. Bases 1 to 1686 code for a protein of 561 amino acids. Lineage: Eukaryota; Fungi; Ascomycota; Eurotiomycetes; Chaetothyriales; Herpotrichiellaceae. The transcript is spliced from 9 exons. Gene Ontology annotation, cellular component: membrane.
AUGCGCAAAGACUCAACCCCCGAGUUACCUCAUGAAAGCGUAACUGUCAACCAUCCCGAAGCUGACGACGACACGUUUGUCGAGCUGCGAGAGACUUAUGUCAAGCCUGGCUUCAGAGGUACUCUCCAAUCCAAAUAUGUCGUGCUCUGUGCAUUUGUCGUACGACUCGGUGGAUUCCUUUUCGGCUAUGACCAAGGCGUCAUCUCUAUCAUCCUGGUCAUGGACCAAUUCACCGAUCGCUUCCCUCGAGUAUCUGAUACGGCGAGUGGUGGUGGAUUCUGGAAAGGAUUCAUGACUGCCAUGAUCGAGCUAGGAGCAUUUAUCGGCGCAUUCAAUCAAGGCUGGAUCGCCGAAAAGAUCUCUCGCAAAUACUCCAUAUGCGUCGCUGUGUGCAUCUUCGUCGUUGGUUCCGUCUUACAAACCGCUGCUCAAGACUACGCCAUGCUCAUCGUCGGUCGACUGAUCGGCGGGAUUGGUAUCGGCAUGUUAAGCAUGGUUGUCCCAAUGUACAUUGCCGAGGUGUCACCACCCGAGAUUCGAGGCACACUUCUGGUUCUAGAAGAAUUCUCCAUUGUCUUCGGCAUCAUCUGCGCCUACUGGCUCACGUUCGGCACACGCUACAUCGGCAGCGAAUGGUCCUACCGACUUCCGUUCUUGCUACAAAUCUUCCCUGCGAUCCUCCUUGGAGUUGCUGUGCUCUUCAUCCCCUUCUCGCCUCGCUGGCUAGCAUCGAAAGGUCGUGACCGCGAAGCUCUCGAGGCACUCGUCAAGCUUCGACGCGUUCCUGAAGACGACCCUAGAGUCCAGGCGGAAUGGUACGACAUUCGAGCCGAAGUGGCUUUCCACAAAGAAAUCACCGUGCAGAAGCAUCCGAAUCUAGGUUCCCCAGGCCAACGGAGCCGAUCACAAGCCAUCAAACUUGAGAUGGCGUCGUACCUUGACUGUUGGAAACAAGGGUACUGGCGCCGAACCAUGGUCGGUGUCGGGUUGAUGUUCUUUCAGCAAUUUGUCGGUAUCAACGCUCUGAUCUACUACUCUCCGUCCCUUUUCGAGAGUUUCGGCAUGACCUACAACAUGCGUCUUGUCCUCGGUGGGGUAUUGAACGUGACUCAACUCGUCGGCGUCGCUACGUCUCUUUACACCAUGGACGCCUACGGUCGUCGUCCCCUUCUCUUGAUCGGUAGCGUGUGCAUGACGGUAGCGCACGUUGUCAUCGCCGUUCUGGUCGGAUUGUACUACGACGACUGGACAGAUCACCAAAGUCAAGGAUGGGUAGCCGUGGGGUUUUUGUUCUUUUACAUGUUGGCCUUUGGAUGUACUUAUGGACCAGUACCAUGGGCAAUGCCGUCCGAGAUUUUCCCCAGCUCACUGCGGUCCAAGGGCGUGGCAUGGAGCACAUGCAGCAACUGGUUGAACAACUUCAUCAUCGGACUCAUUACGCCGCCAUUGAUCCAGAACACACACGGGUUCGGCGCGUACACUUUCUUCGCCGUCUUUUGUGCCCUGAGUUUCGUCUGGGCUUACUUCUUCGUUCCCGAGACAAAGGGGAGGAGCCUGGAAGAUAUGGAUCGCGUCUUUGGCGACCGAGCCGCCGUGGCUGAUCGGGUUCGAAGGAAGGAGAUUCUGCAAGAGUUGAAGAGGAACGGCACCCGGGAAGACGACGCAGAAGAAGCGAAGGGUGCAUAA